AUGAUAAUUGAACAGAAGAAAUCGGUUCACUCAGAAGAUCCAUUUAAUGAUGAACAACAUGAGCGGCAUGAAGUAGAAAUGCUAGCCAAGAAGUUCGAGGCAAAAUAUGGUGGAAAGCCCCACAAACAUCGGAAGGAUCGCCUGCAGGAUCUAAUUGAUAUAGGUUAUGGUUAUGAUGAAACAGACCCUUUCAUUGAUAAUUCUGAAGCGUAUGAUGAAUUGGUUCCUGCAUCUCUGACAACCAAAUAUGGAGGGUUUUAUAUCAACACUGGUACACUGCAGUUCCGCCAGGCAUCUGACACAGAGGAUGAAGACUUUGCAGAAGACAAAAAGCAUAGGCCACCUAAAAUAGCAAAGUUAAAAGAAAGUGAAGAUCGUGGAAUGAAGAAGCGCAAGAGGAAAGAUGAAGGCACAGAAAAGGAGAAGAAGCCUCGGAAAAUGAAAGUUCCUAAGCAGUUGGGAGUAAUGGCCUUAAAUUCACACAAGUCUGAAAAAAAGAAAAAGAAAUUGUAUAAAGACUCACUCUCUCUGGCUGCCAUGAUCCGUAAAUUUCAAAAGGAGAAGGAAGCCAUGAGGAAGAAGGAAUCUAGUCCAAAACCUCCAGUGACUGUUGCAACCUCUACCCCUAGUAAAAUUCCUUCUUCCUCUCUCAGUGCAGGAAAUGAUAUCUCUGACUUGAAUCUUAGGAUCAAUGAUCCUGUCCUCUCCAUUUUUGGUAGCACAAAUGAAGGUGAGCUCCUGCAAGAAGCUGAAAGUGCCCUGGAGAUGCUGGGAGACAUUGACUUUGACAAGUUGCUUGAUGGCACUUCUGAUGGCAGCCCGGUAUCUGAGCUGUCAGGAGAAAAUGGCAAUGUCAUUCAGGCAACCUACACCUCUCAGGUCAUGACACCCAAGCAGGUGCCUGCCCUCCCAGAAGGUCUGCCUAUGCUACUUGAAAAGCGCAUUGGAGACCUUCGAACAGCUGCCAAGAUGUUUGAUGAAGAAGGCAGGAAGAAGUUUUUCACACAAGACAUGAAUAAUAUUCUGCUGGAUAUUGAGCUACAGUUACAGGAGAUAAAUCCUGCCAUCCGCAAUGGAGUGUACUCUCACCUUGAGGCUUUUGUGCCAUGCAAUAAGGACACACUGAUAAAGCGUCUGAAGAAGUUACACCUCAAUGUUCAGGAUGAUCGCUUGAGAGAACCACUGCAAAAGCUGAAACUGGCUGUCAGUAAUGUCAUGCCUGAACAGUUAUGCAAGUAUCAAGAGGACUGUCAGGCCCGCAAUCAAGCCAAGAAUGCUAAGUCACAAGCAGAAGAUGAACGAGAAAAAAAUGGAUCAGAGGAAGAUGAUGAUGAGAAGCCUGGAAAGAGGGUUGUGGGACCCAGAAAGAAGUUUCAUUGGGAUGACACAGUGAGGUCUCUGUUGUGUAAUCUUGUUAAGAUCAAGCUGGGAUGCUAUGAGCUAGAGCCAAAUAGAAGUCAGUCUGCUGAAGAUUACCUCAAAACCUUUAUGGAAACCGAAGUGAAACCACUUUGGCCUAAAGGCUGGAUGCAGGCAAGGAUGCUCUUUAAAGAAAGCCGGAGUGUUCACAAUCACCUCACUUCUGCUCCGGCAAAGAAGAAGGUAAUUCUGGCCCCUAAACCCAAAGUGAAGGACUCCAGUCCAAAGAAAGAACAGAAAACCUGUAUGUCUUCAGUCAAUUCAAAUUGUGCUACUGUACUGAGUUCCAGCACACCUGUCUGCACCCCAGCCAGCUCUAGCUGCACACCAGCUCCAGAGACGAUCUGCUUGGAUGACUCACUGGAUGAAGAUCUCUCUUUCCACCCACCCUCACUGGACUCUAUUUCUGAUGCUCUGGCUGUUAUCAAUAAUGGUGCCAAGGGAUCACCUCUUGGGUCCACCAUAGACACACCAACAUCCAGACCUCGCCCAGGGCUGAGGGAAGAGAAACUAGCAAGCAUUAUGAGUAAGUUGCCCCUGGCAACUUCAAAGAAAGUAGAGCCUGCUCAAACACCCCAUUCAUCAAGUCUUAUUGCUGGUCACACAGGGCCAGUACCAAAGAAACCCCAGGACCUAGUUCACACUGGUAUCUCUUCAGGCCUUAUUGCUGGAUCUUCAAUUCAAAAUCCUAAGGUUUCCUUAGAGCCGUUGCCAGCCAAACUACUUCAGCAAGGACUACAGAGGUCAAGCCAGAUACAAGCUGCUUCCUCUUCUUCGCAGACUCAUGUUUCUUCCUCUAAGACCCAAGCAGCUAUUUCCACCUCCUCUCAAAGAACCAAGGAUGCUAAUAUCUUGGUAUCAUCUUCUGAGGCUCAGGGUGGUUCUUCCUCAACAUCACAAGUGACAAAGGUGCACCAGCAUUCAGCUGUACAGCAGAAAUACGUUUCUCCCUUACAAGCAACUAUUAGUAAAUCACAGACCAAUCCAGUGGUGAAAUUGAGUAGUAAUCCCAAACUGUCUUGCUCAUCACCAGUCAUCAAGGCUCAAGAUAAGUCUGUAGUAUAUCGCCUGCCUUUGUCUAAUCCUUCAUCUGGAAGCAGCUCUCAAGUGUCUCACCCACUGGUUUCUCGGACAACAUCCAGCACCUCUACCUCUAGUAACUAUUUAGCCAAGGCUAUGGUGUCACAAGUUUCUUCCCAGGGUUUCAAGCCUCCCUUCUCCAUGGCUGCCUCUCCCAAACCUGCUGCCUCUCCCAAGCCCACUGCAUCUAAGCCCUCUGUGACACCCAAGCCUAAUGCAUCACCUAAAUUUUCAUCUAAGUCCACCUCAUCCCCCAGGCCUGCAACAACACCCAGUUCUUCCAGUUCAAGUGCACUAGUUUCCCAGAGUAGUCACUCCAGCAACAACCCCCUUCACAAACAGACCAGUGGUGUAAAUAUCAGUAGGCAGUCUCCCACAAUGAAUUUGCUGCCCUCUAAUCGCACCUCAGGCCUUCAGCCUGCAAAGAACCCUCAGGCCUCUUCAAAAUUGCCCAACUCUUCUCCUUCUGGAACUGUUGGUAAAAAUAAUUUGGGUGGAGUUGGAAUGAAUGUACCUGCCAGCAGAGGCAGUAACCUUAACUCAAGUGGAGCUAGUAGGACUAGUCUGUCUGGGGGAGCAGGAAGUGGAACACAGGGUGCUACUAAACAAUUGUCAACUCCACACAGACCAUCUUCUGCCUCAGGGUCUCCAGUUGUAGCAGCCAGUGUGCAGUCAACAGCAGGAGCAUCAUUACUGGCUAACGCCUCACCUCUGACUCUCAUGGCAUCACCCCUGUCUGUAACCAGUCAGAACGUGACGUCUGCACCAUUAACUCCUUUUGGGAUGCUGGGUGGCCUUGUUCCUGUGACCGUGCCCUUCCAGUUUCCCUUGGAGCUGCUUGGCUUCGGGACGGACACAGCUGGAGUGACAACCACCUCGGGAUCUACCUCAGCGGCUUUCCACCACAGCCUAACUCAGAACUUACUGAAGGGUUUACAGCCAGGUGCUCAGCAUGCAGCAACGCUGUCUCACUCACCUCUGCCUGCUCACUUGCAGCAAGCUUACACAGAUGGAGGCCAAAGUAAAGGGGACACUAAGUUACAGCGGAAAAACCAGUGACUUCUGGACAAGCAAGGGAGCUGAAGCAGUUCUGGUUGGCUGACAGAAUCUGCCCAGUUGGGAAAGUGCUUAUUGUCACAGGGCUGCUGUUUCUGUCGAUGUUUACAUAUUCUGAUCCCAAGCACUGUGGUGAGAGGAAGAAGAAAAAUAAAACAAUACUUGAUCAAAGAGAGAAGGAAAAGGAGGACUGGUCCUCCUGGUCAUGCAGACUGGUCAUAGUUUGAUCUUGCCUAAAGAAACAAGCUUUUUUUAUCUGUUCUGAUUGGCUUUUAAAAGAAAUUGAUCGUCAAACCCACAGCAGCACAAACAUUUUUUUUCUUUUUUCUGGGUGAAGUCCAAUGAAGAGUUUAAAGCAUGAGAGGAGCUAGAAUAGGUUUCUCCAUCCAUUGUGUAAGGUGGAAUAAUCUACUUCAUUAGUGCUCAAAGUGCCCAGUAUAAGAUAAUGUGUAGGUCCUGAGUGUACUGUAUGGUUGUGGACCAAAAGUUAUGUAGAGUAGGGAUGGUGCUGGGACACUUUGCGUUAUAAUUAAACCCUUACACAAAUACAAUUUCUGAUAUGGGCAUUUCUCCAGCUUUACAAGGCUGUUUGGCUUUAGGGAGCCUACAGAUGUCUGCAGUCUCAUUAGAGUUGUCUUGAAAAACAGAGCUCCUGGUACAUUGAGAUGUGAGACACAGACUACUGGGAAAUACCUUCCUCCUUUUUUUUUUUUUAAUAUAAAGAUUCUUAUUUAAGGGAGGAAGGAGAUGGAAAUUCCUUAAUUUACAUGAAAAAGAAACCCACACUUUAUUGGUCAGACUAGCAUUUCUUUCCCACAUUUUUUUUUAAAGGCACACUAAUUUUUUCAGUCCUCUGAUUUGUUAAACUUUCUUUUCCUUUGCUUUGUGCUUAUCUGCUACUGAAGCUAAGUAACGUUCUAUUCAUGUUUUCUAUAAAAUACAACCAGUUCUUUACUCAUUCUAGAUCUUCCUCAUCUUUCAUCUAACUCCUCCCAAAAGUCAUAUGUUAUACUGAUUUGCUAGUUAAAGAAAGCUGUUUGUGACCUGUUCCAGAGCCAGGUUAAUACUACUUCAGGCAUUAGCCAAAGAGGAGUCGUUCAAAAGCGACCAGAGGUGCCUUCUCUUCUGGGGGCUGAAUGGGUUGUCUCCAGCAUUUCCAGCCCCUGCUAGCCUGUGGAGUUCCUGACCUGAACUCUUCCUUACAUGGUAGCACAAGACUGCGAAGCUGGCUUUUAAUUUUUUUUUUUUUAGAUAGCAAUACAUCGACUGAUUCAUUUGUAAGGUUAGGAAGUAUCCAGCACGUGCUGCACUUUUGACACUAGGAUGGAACUUUGCUGUUGAGUCCCUUGUACUGUCAGAUAAAAAGUGAGAAUGGCAGAAAGUGAAAUAAGUAAUAGGAGAAAGGAGCAAAUAAAAUAGUGUGGUGCCCUUCUUCGGCCCCUAAACAUUCCUUUGAUCAGAGAUGCUGAAAUUCCUAGUAUCUAGUCUUUCCAGUAGUUUGAUUUGGGAUUGAACCAGUGACUACUGGUUAUCUCACACCUUCCAGAGAGACUUUGACCCGUGGAUAAUGAAUCUUCAAUGUUUUUUGCUAGAUUAACUUAAAGCUUUCAGGUUUCUUUUACAUGUGAUUUAUUUUUCUUAGACCAGACAACAAUUUCUUUUCUAUUUAGAGCUCAUUUUAAUUUUAUAUAAAUAUAUAUACGUGAAUUAAAAUAAUAUAUAUUGUGUAUUUAGUAUAAAAAUGUUGGGUUGAGCUCAGCAAUAAAUGUUUUUGCACAACACUUCUGUGAAAGACAGAUUGAAUUAAAAUAAGAUGCAUUAGUUCAUUAACUUCCCUUCACAGCAUCUGCCAAUUAAAUGCUUUUUAGCUAGUGCUAAUGUUUUGUAUGUGGUGUGUUGAUUAGAUAAGCUUGCAUCUCCAUCAGCAAGGUUAUUUAGGGUUGAAACAUACAGCUAUAUAGACUCUGUCAUUCUUAAUACUGUGCAAAUGCUGUCAAAAUACCAUAAACUAUUUAGAAUGCAAGCUUAAUCUGAUUUUUUUUUUCUCUUUCUCAAGGAAGGGUUGAAGGAAGACAACUUCUGUUUUUUGAGGCCUAACAGUUCUGGCAGGAUGUUAAUUCUCUGAACUGUGUCAUACUUUUUAACAAUGCAUGUAGCUAAGGGAGUUGCAGCAGGGAGCCAUCAGGCAGCAAUAUUAAAGACCCUAUCCUAAGAGAGUUCUACCUCUUCUGUGUUAUCCUCAUCAAGGCAUCUCAUUCAAAUUGCCAUCUUUUGUCUUCAUACUUAAAGAAAUUUUAGAUUGGGAGACUUGGAGCCCUUUAUCUACAGCACAAAUUUCCUUUCAGCAUUCCUCUCUUCCUGGAAGUAUGCCUCAUCUUCAUUCAAGGAGUAUCUUCUCUAAAUCUUAAGGAGGGUAGGAGUAGUCCUGUCUGUGUGGCCUAUUGAGCUUCUCAGUCUUGAGAAACAAGUAAACUAAUACUUAUUGUGGAGAUAGGUAGUAGGAUGAUGAGAAUAAAGAUGACCAUACAUUGUUCAUGAAGCCAGUUCAGACAGCCCCCCAGAGGGUAACUGUUUUCAGUCAUUACAUUCCUGAGCUGCUUUGGAAUCAGCAGCAUAGCAAUUAUUCCCUUUUGACUAUUCUCUGGUUAAACCUAGCAAGGCCAAAUCAAAGGAAAUAAUAGUGUGGAAAUAAUUGUGUAGCUCCUGGAGACCUUUGCAGGUAGCAUAAACUGAAUGGGAAAGUGAAAGAUUUCUGCAACGUCCAAAUGCAAAUUAGGUUAAUGUUUUACUAUUUUCUGCACAGCAGCUCUUCUAAAGAUGUUCUCCCCUAAGUUUUUACUACUUUUUAAGGGCCUUUGUUAAUAAAUAAACUGUAGUUGUACAUACUAAAUAACCCUCAGUAUUCACAAGCAAUAAGAAAGCCAAGUAAAGCUGUCUUUUCCAGGCAGUAGGGCUGACCUUGGUUUGGGGACUGUAUAUGAGCUAACAUGUAAAGCUCACUGAGAGCCCCAAACAAAUGCAAGCAAUAAUUUCAAACAUAGGUUUUAGAUGUUAAAACCAUCUGGGUAAUAUGUUCUGCUACAUGAUCCAAAGUCCCAAAGUUAUGGUAGCUAUUCUAAAUCCUUGCAAGACACUUGCAAAGAGAGAAAGCAGGCUAGAUUAAAAACAGGCUGCGAAGUUUCCUGGUACCUUGGACUAUAACUGCAGUGUUCUCCCACUCCAAGAUGCAAAUGGCCAAAUCACUUUGUCCAGCCUUCUCUGUUGAUUUGGGAUACAUGAUUAAUACAGAUAACUAAGUCACAAGUGUGGAUGCUGUGGGUUUCACAUCUGUUUUCUGCUAAUCAGAAGUAACUUUUAAUUACUUGGGUUCUGCUUCUUGUUUGAAUCCGAUCAAAGUUGUCUGAUGCACAGAUUUGGGGGUGGGACAGGUGCCAAGAGCCUGUUUCCUUCCUGCAGUCCCAUCACCUGACCCUUCCUCCACACUCCUUCUCCACUUGGUGCAAGACCCUUGAGGACAUGAAAACAGAGAAAUCCUGCAACUCUCCCAAGCUGCCAUCAGUUGUGUGAACCAUUAACCCUCUGGGAGUCAUCUUGGACUCCAGUUAACUUUAUCACAUUUGCUGCUACAUUCAUAAAAUGAACUUUUGGCUGUAUUUAUUAGCAAAUUUUAAUCUAGUUUACAAAUUUUUGUUUUCUUUUGAGUAGUUUUUGCCCACAGAUGGUUUAGAAGUGUUGGGGUGUUUGGGUUGUGGGGGGUUUUUUUUUGGUUGUUGGGGUUUUUUUGAGUGAAUUGGUGAAGGCACAGUGGUCCCUCUUCUGCUUUUGUUUCGGAUUUUGAAUAUGGCAUUGCAGGGGAAACCUGAAGCCAAGCCAAGCUGUGGAAGGCUUCCUCCCACACCUGACUUUCAUCUUUUGCUGAAUCAGGGGGGAAAUCAUUAAAGGGACACUUGCUUUUUGUUUGGAUUUGGUGGGUUUUUUCCAUAAAAUGAACCAGAAGGUGAAAGCAGAGGUAAAUGAUUAAUUAACACUUUAUGCAACUUUAAUUUUAUAGAAAUUAAAAAAAAGGUUGGUAGAUUUUGAUUGGUCCUAGCUCUGGUGAAAUGGCUGUUACCCUCCAUGACUUACUUGAUUCAGGCCUUUGUCCUUUGUUUAAGUGCCUUUUUUUUUUUUUUUAAAUUUUAUUUCCCUACCCUCUUAAACUGUUCUCAGAGAUCCUGAAGUGCUGGAAGGCAUUUUGGAAGAAAAUCUUAAGCUUGCCAAGAUGGCUUUAUGCUGUUAAACUAUUUUUUCCCCCUUUUGUAAAGGAAAAAGUGUGUAACGUGUGUAACUUCAUAGCUGCUGUACCAUGGCGUUGGUUCUGUGUGCUUGUGCAUUCUUUCUCUCUCACACUCACACACAUACAUAUACAGCAAUAUUCCUGAGAAACCUCUUCAUCCUUCUACAUUUGGCUGGCUCUGUUAAACACUUAAAAGGUGAACAUUUGUGCAAAGAUGGCAGUACAAUAAAAGAGUGUGUGUGUGUGAGCGUGCAUAAAUGUGUAUGAGAGAAAUGAAGUGGCUAGUGGGAAUGAAACUUCUUGCAUUUUUCUCUGAAGGUGUUAGAUCUGGAUAUUAAUUAGAUUGAGUAAAACAUUAUGGGCCUUGUCUGACAACCUUAUUAAAUACUGGACCACUUUACACAGUUACUGAGUCUCAGGCAAAGAUGUGUGGCUGACAACCCCAAGGAGGUGGGGGGAAAGAAGGUUAAAAUAGCAGCUUGCAACAAGUUUGAGUUGAGAUGAAUUGCAAGGAAAUUUGUGUGCAGCUAGUCACAUCUGCUUGACACCAGUUAUUGCAAGGAUUCUCAUUUACCAAAGCUGUCGUAUUCUACCAUGCAUCCAUCAUACGCAAGAAGGAAUUUGGUAAAACCUGCAAGAGUGCAGCUGCUAGUUGAAGUAAAACCUGGCUGCCUAAAUCAUUCACCAUUAAGUACUUUCCUAGUUGUACUUUUUCUCAAUUCAUUGAGAUUAAUGGUUUGUUCUCUUAAUAUAAAACAAACAGUAAGUUCAUGUGUUGUUAACUGCAAGUGAGCCACCAUAAUAUGUCUGCUUGAUUCCUUGUUAUCUAGCAAAAUUAGCAAUCUGCAAUAGAUCAUCUAAUGAUUUUUAACAAUCUGUGCCUAGGAUCUAACUUACUAUAAACAUGCAUACCUGAAAUUAGGAAUUCACUUGUUGGCCAAUUGUUAAACUUGAGGUAAUGUAUGUAUGUGUCACUAGACUCUGCUAGUUCUGUGAUGUGCUUCCCCUGGGAAAGAUCUAAUUUUGAGUUGCAAUAUGAAAAGGAAGCAUUUACGUUCUAGAAUGGGCAUAAAAUGGGAAGUCUUUCAUAGGUGGAGAAUCCAUCUAGAGAGAAGAAAAUAAGAUAUGAAAUACAACAUGUUCCCAUGGUAGAGAACAGCCCAACUAUUACAGUUCUUAGCUUGUCUUCACAUGUUUGAGUGAACCUGUUUAUGUAAACUAGGCCAUAGGCGGAUCUCUUCUACCAGUCUGAUGGUGCCAGUUAAAGAUAGGAUUAUUGCUGGUAGCUCAGCCAGAUGGAGUGAUAGUGAGGGUGCUUAUUAAUCUGCCUUAGGUGCAUCAGUGGAGUUUGCCACAGUCAGCAGAACUGAUUUGACUCUUCUGUUGCUGUUUAAUUCAUUUUGGGCACACAUGCUCUUUAUCCUAGGCUGAUCUGUGAGAUGGGGAAUCUGCAGAUGGUGAUAAUGGUUGACUGUUGCAGUCUUCUUUUUUUUUUUUUUUAACAAAUUCAGCUGUUGUGAAAAUCUGUCUCUGUCUACUCCUUAAGAAAUCACUGCCAAAAUAAGCAGCCAGAAGUAUGCUUACUGGGCCACUGGAAAGAUAACCAUUGUGUAGGGAAAUGCAUUGUUUGUGGAAACUUCUGGUGUGGUUUCAUCCUUUUUUUCUACGACCUGGUGAUCCCUUGCUGCUGUAAUAGCCUUUUGGGGCCAUAAAAAGCCCUGCUGCUGCUAUGAGUUAUGCUGAGAGAUCAGCAUGGCCUGGAACUGGCCCAAAACUGGGGAAGUACAAAGAUUCCCUACAGCUGUUUUUGCACACUCAUCGUAAAUAAAACUGUGCUAAUCUUGUCAGUAGUCAAGGAUAUAGGUCUGUAUUUUGUAGCCAUUUUUGACAGCUAUAAUUCUACAGAGCAAGUCUGGAAAAAAACCCAUGUUUUAUAUCUAGAAGUGAAUUUCAGUCUCUUCCCUUGCCAUCAUCUCCUGCUUAAAUAAUGACCAUUAACUAGAAGUUUUUCUUUAUAGUGAAGUAAUCCAAAGCAAGCAGUGUAUACUGUUUAACUCUUAUCAUGCUCAAUACUAAGAGGUUUUGGGUUGCGGUUUGUUUUGGUUUUUUUUUCUGCCCAGCAGAUGUAUUUUAUCAACAGAUACUGUUUGUUACUGUCUAGUACCAAGAGAAGAAGGAAGGGAGAUAAUCAACCAAAACCAAUCAGGAGAUACUACCAUCGUAGGCCAAACCAAGUAGCUGCUAAGGCAGCCAGAGUUUUUUUGAGACUUACCAGAUUUCAUGAGAGGAGCAGGGAAUGGGGGAAGAAACUUUCUUGUGUUCUCAGCUUUUUCCAGAUAAGGCCUUAGUUUAAUUAGUAGUCACUAAUAUCAACUAUGCAGAUAAGUAUUUGUGUUUCAGUGUUACAUGCGUUCCUUCCCCCAGCUACCCCUCUUAACACAUGUUGGAAGUUUUACCCAAAGAAAAUGGAAUAUUUUUUGAAUGUCUGUACUGCAGAAGUCUUUUUUGCUAAUGUGAAGAAAGAAAUUUGUAUUUUAAAAAA
Athene cunicularia (burrowing owl) is the source of this 10373-nucleotide messenger RNA. RefSeq names its product ubinuclein 2 (gene UBN2). The coding region runs from base 1 to 3558 and encodes 1185 amino acids. The transcript is spliced from 17 exons. The record is from RefSeq and is a predicted model, not a curated record. Gene Ontology annotation, cellular component: nucleus. NCBI's taxonomy places the organism in Eukaryota, Metazoa, Chordata, Aves, Strigiformes, Strigidae.